GAUUGCGGACGGCUUCCGUUUCUCGGGGCUGUGCUUGGAUUGUAGCGACGUCUUUAUCACGUACAGUUGUCGGGUUUUUUUUUUUUUUUUUUUCUCUUUUCUUUUUUGCGUAAAACGGGGUGGGAAGUUGUGCGCAAGAUGGAGAACUUCGAUAAAACAGGGUUGAGCGCCGUGGCCGGACCUGCAGCGGACUUCCGAGGCAAUGAUGGAUCACUGGUGUCUGCACUCAAGACUUUGCUGUUUUUCACAGUACUCAUGGUAACCCUUCCAAUAGGGCUGUACUUUGCAUCCAAAUCCUUUGUCUUUGAAGCUUCCAUGGGGAUGUCCAACAAAGACAGCUACUUCUACGCUGCCAUCGUGGCUGUGGUAGCGGUGCACGUUGUGCUCGCUCUUUUUGUGUACGUGGCGUGGAACGAGGGCUCACGCCAGUGGCGGGAGGGCAAGCAGGACUAGCACCGUGUUGGCAGAUGAGCUGAGAGAAGACUCUGCUAGAGAGCUCCAGGAGGCAAGCCAGACCUAUUCAGCAGUGGAGCCCUUAAAUGAACUGUUUGCUAAAAGUUUAAAAAGCAAAGCCUCUCAUUUCAGAGGGACCAUUUCAGGUUUAAUGCUGUGCUGGUUCUGAUCGGAACAGAUGAGGAAGGUGUUUGUAAUUUAUUUUUCAUCCAUAAUGUUAAUUGUUGUCAUAAGUAAAACUUAAUCCAAAUUUCAGAAAAUGUUGUUCCUGUUGUCCUGAGGAGAUUCUACUUGGGUCCAUUCAGUUCUUUGGUACUGAGUGACUGACCUUGUCCAGUUGUGGCACAGAUCUAGUCCUGAAAAUGUGUGUUAUUGUGUCCAUCUUUCUAUCCUGUUUCAGAUACUUCUACACUAGUUUCCAUUUGUCUCAUGACAUAUCUUGUUUUGUGAUCAAUUAAAUAUUUUAAAUCAACUGAGACAGUUUUUUUUUUUUUAAUAUGUUUGAGUCUCAAUUUAUGGUUACUUACUAAAUGGCAAAAUAAGAGUGUGCUGAUUUAAGUCUUGAAUAAAUGUGUUCACCCCCAUUGGACUUGUAUCACAAAAUGGAUUUAAUUAGGCUUUUUUUUUUUUGACACUGGUCAUCAGAAAGGUUUAGGUAUGUUUCAGGUACAUUUCUAUGACAUGUAUGUGACUUUUCUCCAAAGCAUCUGCUAAAUGAAUAAAUGUAAAUGUCAUGGUAAAAGAGGUGAUGCAGUCAAUUAUAUAUUUAGAUCAAAUUGGGGAGUUUUUUUCUUUGACAUUUGAGUCUGAUGAUUGAUAUUAAAAAUGCUUAAUUAAAUCCACUGUGAUCCAGUGUUGUAAUACAAAACAAAGUCCAAGGGCAGGUGUUUUUGUAGACACUGUAUUGAGUAUAAAUCUCUAACUGUUGCGGUACAGUAAUGUUGCAUAUGAGCAGUAAUAUUUGUUACAUUGUAAUGUACAUUAAUGAAGUCAAUGAUUUUGGUAGUUUUUGUAAUGGAGUCCUCUUAAACUGCCUUGCCGGUAUCUGUCCAAGCUAAUAGAAGAUUUUUAUUCAAUUUAAUUCCCUUAAAAUGAUGAUCAAAUUAUUAGCAAAUGUGAUGAAUAAAUUAAUGGUAGUUUUUCAAUAGAACGGUUGAAAUUGAAACUGAAUCAUGCUUCUGCUUGUGCUCACGUGACUUUCUACUGAGAAAAGAGAAGUGAGGUUGCAGCUUGAUUCUGCAUCGCUGACUCAUGGUUCUGUGCUUCACACUUCUGCAUUUUCCUUCUCCUACCCAGAAUACUCUUCUAUCCUCAAGCAUAGUGGUGGAAAAUUUUUCAUAUCUUUCACAAUGUUCCUUUUACUAGAGAUGGUUAAGCUCUUUGAUACUGAAAGGAAAUUUUCUAGGAUGGGUCCAGCUGUUAUGGAUAAUGAAAAAAAUAUUAAUCAGACACCAACAUUUUUACAACUUUAUACUAAAAGACUUCAUAUAUAGUACAGUGAACUUGUAACCAAAACAAUUGGUAGAAAGAACAAGUGUGUUGUCUGGUAGUGUUUAAUUUUAGACAAGCUGAAAUAUACAGUUAGAGCAAAAACAUGAAUUUGAGCCCUGCAGGUUGUUGCUGUAAUUUACAUGAGUAAUGAAGUAAUAUAACAUAUGUAAGUUACACAGAUCUUGCAUAUUUUUUUCUUGAAUAGAAUCUAAUGUUUUAUUUGCUAAUACAUUGGUCUUGGGCAUGCUUCCACUAUACAAAUAAUUUUCAAUGGGUAUUCUCUUGAAACAAAUUCUAACAUCAGUGUCUUGUCAGCCUCAUGUCUAGCUAGAAAUAAUUUUUUUUUUUUUUUUGCCAAUGAAAUCCAUUCUCGUCACGGGAAUUCUACUUACAAAUAGAUCCUACGGAACUGCACUUGUCCGAAGGAAGAGUAUUGAGGUAUGUAUGUCUUCCAUAGAUGGUGGUAGAAAAGAAUUGCAUUGAGCAAUGCAUUAGUUUGACUCAAGAGGGCAGAAGCAUAUUACAGGUCUUUGCACUUGACAUUUUUUCAGUCUUCCACGGAUUCUUUAGAUUCUUAUGAUCUAUAGAUGUUCUUUGCCUGAUAUAUUUGUUUCUUUGCCUUAGGCUUUUGUUCAAACAUUCUUUGUCACUGCGUGAGAAGAGUGCUCUAUAAAAAUGAAUUAAAUUAUGCUGUAUUAGUAAAACUGCAAAGUCAAAGCAUCCAAGGGGUAUGCACAAAGCAUCUGUCAUGCCUUCUGUUUGUUAGUCAGUUUUGCUGCUUCUAACACGUAUGAUCAGUCACUUGCCAUUUCUGUUUUUCUGUUCCAGCUGUCCAGGCCCAACCCCAAUGCCAAAAAUGUACACCAGAGUGAGCCUGCACACCAACUUGCUGAAAUUGUCUUACAUGGGGUGUAACACCUUGUCAGGUCUUGGGGCACCAAAAAUAUUGGCAGUAGUAUUCAGAGGAGAAAAGUCUUCAACUUGCUGUGAACUAGGGCCUUUGCCAGGUGUUCCUUGAACUCCCACCCAUGAUCCACAAGGUGGCUCACUAACCUUUUUGGGUUCCACUCAUUUACGUGUCAUUUAGCCACCAAUGCCCUUUCCAGGAAACAGCAGCCCGAGGGGUGUGUCCGAGUAACCCUAAGCCACAAGAUAUACUCGUAUUAUUUUGAGCUUUCACGGCAGCCCAUUAAUUAUAUUGCUUCUCGUCUUGACUCCACCUCUUCAACUGAUUUGCUAGGUAUGACUGUCACAGACUGAGCUGUGACAGGCAAGUUGGUAGCAAGGAAUCAAUAAGAUGCUGGCAAAAUACCAUCAAUGAAGUGCUGAACCUUGUUGCUGUUGUUGCCUGUUCACAUGCAUUUAACUUUGUACUGCUAUAUUGCUUG
Messenger RNA from Scleropages formosus (Asian bonytongue), 3332 nucleotides. RefSeq names its product vacuolar ATPase assembly factor VMA21 (gene vma21). The coding region runs from base 139 to 453 and encodes 104 amino acids. NCBI's taxonomy places the organism in Eukaryota, Metazoa, Chordata, Actinopteri, Osteoglossiformes, Osteoglossidae. Gene Ontology annotation, biological process: vacuolar proton-transporting V-type ATPase complex assembly. Gene Ontology annotation, cellular component: endoplasmic reticulum membrane. The record is from RefSeq and is a predicted model, not a curated record. The transcript is spliced from 3 exons.